GUGUUAUAUGUUACUCUUCUUGGUGGUGAGUGGGGUUCAUCUGCUGGUGGGUUAUCAACCAUAAACAGAGAGCUUGCUAUUCACCUUUCAAAUCAUUCAGCGGUGAAGAUUUCUUUACUAGUCCCACAGGGAGCUUGCAACACUGAAGAAAUAAGAGAAGCAGAUGGCUAUGGAAUCACUAUUGUUGAGGCGAAAGAACGUGCAGCAUAUGAUCGUCUUGAUUGGUUGAGCAUCCCACCCCAGGACCACUACAUGGACAUCGUUGUUGGCCAUGGUGUUAAACUUGGUCGGCAAGUACAAUUCAUUAGAGAUUCUGCUCAAUUUCCAAAUUGUAAGUGGGUACAAGUGGUUCACACUGCUCCAGAGGACCUGAGCAGAUACAAAUGCUAUAAUGACCCCAUUUCAAAAGGUGAAACAAAACACGAAUCAGAAGUUGGGCUUUGCAAACUUGCUGAUCUUAUUGUGCCGGUGGGACCCAGACUAAAAGAAGCAUACUCUUCAUAUUUACAGCGAUGCAAGACAAAUCAAGACCUUUUUUCCAUUACCCCGGGCCUUUUUGAAAGGGAGUUUGGGGAUUUAGUGGCAAAACAAGACCCUAAUAAGGAUGGUGAAUUUAAAGUGUUGUUAUUUGGUCGUGGAGAUGAUGAGGACUUUGAACUCAAAGGAUACAACAUUGCUGCUCACGCAUUUACUGAUCAACGGUUGAAUAACAAACCUUAUCAUCUAAUCUUUGUUGGAGCGCCUGAAGGAAAGCAAGAAGAAGUUAGAGAAAAACUUCUUCAGCGCGGUAUUGUGGAAGCGCAGUUGACUGUUAGAAAAUUUGUACAAAGUAGAGAGAGACUGAAAGAUUUGUUGUGCGAAGCUGACCUUGCCAUAAUGCCGUCAAAAUCAGAGGGAUUUGGUCUCGUCGCACUUGAGGCCUUGUCUGCAGGACUACCCAUUCUUGUAGGCAGUAGGUCAGGAUUUGCCAAAGCAUUAGAGAAUGUUCUUCAUGGUAAUGCAUGCAUCGUGAAUUCAGAUGAUCCUGCAGAAUGGGCAAAAGCAAUAGAAGCUGUUCGUUUAAGGCAUGGUAUGAGGCUUCACGAGAUAAAAUCACUUAGAGCAUCUUAUGGGGAGAUGUACUGUUGGACGGAGCAAUGUGAAGCACUUGUGAACAGAAUGCAGAGAUUGGGACAUGGUAAGAGUUAUUUGUUAAGCGCUGGUGUACUUAAUUAUUCAUGUUGUACCAGACAUCACACUAAUAUAGUUAAUUCGUAGCACAAUAUAUGCAAAUGCAAGAGUGCAGUGAUAUACAUGUGCACAGCUUUUAAAGUUGUAUUGGAAGUUGUCAAUGCAUGAAAAGAUCUGUGAUGUGUAGAAUUAAAAGGUUUCCACCAUGUUUAAGGGUCACAGUUGUUUAUGACCGUCAGAAUUUAUUUUUAGUGUUACUUGGGACGAGUGGUUAUGGGUGUUGGAGAUGUGAAUGUGUCAGAAAAACAUAAUUCUUAUACAUUAUUUUUUAAGAAGCUUAUAAUAAAGGCUUGUUCUCGCACCAGAUGCUUCUGAUAUACCAAAGGAUGUUUCCGUCACUGAAAAGCAGUCUGUUGCAAAAACAAAUGCUUCAGCUUCUGGUUUCUCCGGAGAGCAAUGUCCAGUUGAUGAACAGCCUAAAACUGAGGAUUUAGUCAGAUUAAGUGAAGAAUCUCCCUCAACUUGCCAUACUCCUAGCGUUUCAGAGCUCACUUCUGACCAAGGUAUGGAAUUACAUCGUCAAGGUGCCACUCUUUUUUAUUGUGUGCUAAUAAACUCUUGAGAAUUUUUGGCCCUUUUAAGGGGACGCGAUCACGGUUAUGCGCAUGCGCGCCGUUUGUUAGGCUCGAUUACCAGCCGCUGUUCGGGAAAAUGAGCCCGCACUCAUCAAAGACCGGACCCGGGAGACGGCGGAAAUCGAGCCUAGCCGUUUGUCUUUUCAGAAUAAAUUUGUCGGGUCAACACUAAAUUCGAAAUCGCCAUUACCGGUACAAUCAUUGAAAAUCUUUCUUUUUUUAUUCCGACAUCCGUCGCUUUGGCUGGCCUAGUUAUACUUCGGUAGUGGUGAUUAACGUGUGGCUGUGUUGUCUGACUGGUUACGUUUUAAGAAGACGCAAAAAAUAAUGUUUUGAUUAUGGAGGUUCAGAAGAGCAUCGUGGCCGUCCGGCAACAGGACGUUCUCGAGAGUCUUUGGAGAUAGAGAAGCUUAGCCCAUCGAUCUGGUAUGGUUCUAGCAGUAGUGUGUGGCUUACGAAAAGAAUACACGACACUUGGAAAGUGGUUAAAGGCAUGAGUUCGUUUAACUUUGAUUUGAUUUUUGACUCCGACCUGUAGUUAUACCGCAACAGGCCGCCCGAUCUUCACCGAUCUGGUACACUUGAAAUGUUCCUUGUAUCUUUGCUUUACGAUCGUAUAUGUUUAAGAAUUGAUGUUUUUAAAAUAAAUUAUUGCCUGAAUAUUCUGUUUAUAAACUAGUUUCUUUAUGUUCUACUCGAUAACAUUUAUUUGCGUAACACUAACCCGAUGAUGUAACGCGAAUGAAUUUGUUCAUUUGCUGAUAGGCAAUUGAAAUUUAUCCUCAUUUAAGGAUAAUCUUUAUGCUCAUACGUUGUGUGUGUUUGUCACCGGUCAGGCGCUAUUUGUAGGUAAUUCUGGGUUUACAUAUAUAAGGCGAACUGCGAGAACAGUAACAAAAUGUUUGUUUCCAAAUUUUGUUUGCCGAUCGGUGUCUGCUUUGUUAGCGUGGGUACGACCUCGUAAAAAUACGCGUUGGUAAAUGUUUGCUUCAAAGCAGGAGAGGGUUGUAAAUUUUAUUCUUAUCGUCUGCAACAUAUAUCUGAGGAGUAGCAAAGAAUAAACUUGAAUUAUGGGGUAUAUAAAAUCAAACCAAAUGCCCGGAAAUACUCUUGCGUCGCGAACAAUGAAUUUGAAUUUUGUAAAUUUACUUGUGUGCAUCUAACUCGCUUCUGAUUGGUUUAAAAACAAUCAGCUACUGUCAGAACUCACACAUGCGCAUUAUCGUGAACCAGUACCUUUAAAGGGUAACGGUUUUUUUUUUUCACUUUCUGCUAUUCACCAUUUCACAAAGACGAUAACACACCUUGUGUACUUUCCGAAAUUUUGCAUAACCUUUGUCUUUAAUUUCUCUUGAGACAGGUGUAAUUCCCAGGAGAAAUUGGAAACAAUCGGUUAUGCAAAAUUUUGGGGGGUAAACAAGAUGCAUUAUGGUCUAUGUGAAAAUGGUGAAUAGCUAAAGAAUGCUCUGUUUGUGUUAAAGCUUUUUCACCCAACAACGAGUUGAGAAUUUAGCCUCACAGUUUCCUGAUACAUUCUUGAAUUGUAAUAAGAAGCAGUAAUUAACUUUUAGUUAAUAUGCUUUUAAUCAAUAAUUUUCAGAAACAGCAAACACUGUUAAGAUGUCAAUCACCACACGUGAUUUAAGUAGUGAACUGGAGGACGUCGUGGAUAGAAUGUUAAGACAACAACUUAAAGUGUACUUGGAAUACAAUAAAAAAAACAAGCUUUCUACAGCCAGCGGACUGAGUGACUUCAUUAAGCAUUUAGAAAAUACUUACAACUUUACUUUAACAUCUGUUGGUGUGGGAUCUUUGGUAAUAAAAGGUCAGUGUCCUGACCUGCAAAGUCUGGAAAGUCUGUGGAAUGAUUAUUGUUCUGGUGUCCUGAAUGAAGCUGCAGAGAGGUUUUUGGUAACUGAUGAUAUGAAGAAAGAAAUCAACUUGGUGACACUCAGAUUAAAGACUAUUAUUGAGGAAGAAAGCUAUUUGACUUGCAAGAAAGCUCUUAUGGAAAAGUCAGGUGAGUUGGUUUAGCACAGUUUCUUGGGCAAUUAUCUUUAGAGGUCUUAAGACAAGAAAUUGAUUUAAUUCUCUGCUAGUGCUUUACAGCAAUGUACUCAUAAGUAUACAUGUACAUGUAAAAAUUAAUCGGUCAUCUUAGAGACUUCAAUCGAGAUAAUGGAACAAUAGACGUUUUUACCGAUACGGCGGCCAUAUUGAAUUAAUUCUAUUUAAGGAGUAUUAUGCGAUGCCCAGGGGGCAAGAGCACGAUCCGUUGUAUUCGCUAAGUAUUAGAAACAUGGCCUUUCGACACUGUGCUGUUUGUAUAUUUCUCGGGAAAAAGGUGAUCAUCAUUACAUCCAAACGCGGCACAACGAUCUUUUUCCCAUUAGAAUCUUAUCCUAAGAAAACUUUAAGAAAAAAUGCCCCGAAAGGCGCUCGUAAAUACUAAACGGAUUAUGUGCUUAUGCCCCUGGGCAUGCCAUAAUACUCCUUAAUUAAAUCUAACUUAUUCAACGUUGUGUACAAGAUUUUAAAAACACUUUAAAGCAUAACUUAAGAUUAUGCACUAAUAAAUCAAUGCGGGAUAAAAGUGAAUUUGCCAAAGUGCUCGGCCAAUAACAUUGUGUGUAAAGGUUGGUUGCUUCUUGACAGCAGCUAUCCUUGGUCAAAAGAGCCAGUGUUUUGAAAUGAUCAUUCGCCCCAUGUAAGGGAAUCCAAGUUGCCUGGCUGUGAGUAUUUUCUGUAACAGCGCAUUCACAAAAGAUGAAUUUAAUGAAUAUUUUUUGUUAUUUUACUCUGUGUUAGCAAUCAGCCGUAGCGUGUCACCUUCAACUGAAUCAGAUAAGGAAGCAGCUUCACCUCUAACUGACACAAGCCCAGAAUAUUCUGAGGUAGGUGCUUUGUACUUGGGACUAAAAUUGAUAACAAGUAAAGACUAGAAAGGAAAAGAAAUCGAGCUGUUGCAUGGGGUGCAAUCUGCAGAAAUAAUAGCUCGGAAAAAACUAUGACAGUUUUCAAACCCAGUUUUAUUAGACAACGUCGAAGAGAAAGACUGGUUGGGUUACAUUUAAUAAGUUGGAAUUGUAUGAAAAUACUAUAAUGGAAAGAUUGAGCCAUUUUUAAAAUAGCUCAUAUGUCAGUGGUUUGAGCGUAUGUAUCUUCGUGGGUUUGUGGUUGACGACAGGGUUAAUUAAAGGGCCAUGCUUCAAAUUAGGGUUUCGGACAUAGGUCUGGCUUUGUGUGCUCGGAUGUCUGUUGCUGGGACUAGUAAAGUUGAAGGUACUAUUAGUGGAUGCUUAGGAACCAAUGAGAUUUUGGCAUCUAAACAUGAUUUUGCUUACGCUCAAACAAGGGCACUUUGAGACCGCCAUCUUGAUUCUUCACAAUUUUUUCAUCUUUUAUUACGGUUGCUAAGGGUGUCUUGAAGCAUAACACUGAAAUAUCUUCAUGAUUCAAACGCUGAAUAUCUUAGUGUGGGUGCGGCUUAACUUAAGUAGAAACAAUAGCGUUAGGAAAUAAAAUUGGAAGAAGCUAAUUGACAGAUAUUAUUGCUUAAUUGACUGGAAUGACAUGAUAUGAAUGCUGUCAAUCAGAAUUUCGGCAGUUUGAUGAUUAUCUUAGAAGGAAAUGUGUAGUUCCAGAAAAUAUUCAUAGCCUCCCCCCUGCCACGGAGGGCAAGGGGAGGGGGGGUCCAAAAGGAGGCAAUUUUCGAGGGGGUGGGGGGUUGCUUACAAAGGUUUUUUUUUCGGGGGAUCCGGAUAAGAUUGGUGAGGUACUAAUAAAUUAGUAACGGAACUGCCACAUAAGCUGUUAACCAAACCGCAGUUUUAUAAUUAACAUUAACGACAUGGAAAGUCACUCAGUCAACGACGAGUUCUGGAAAUUGUAAAUAUUUUAAUUUCUUUCAAAGUGCAACCUCCACAUCCACCGGUAUAUGGAAAGUAAUAAAUUAUAUACCCAGCUUUUUUUGUGGGCCAUUCAUUUUAGAAAGAGGACAUUUAAGACACAGGUAAAAUUGUUGGAAUAAAACGUUUUAAGUUGUUGUCUAAAUAUUACAACAGUUUGAUUCGCAUAAAAUGGGUCUUUAACUGAGGGAAUGUCGAUUCAGAGAACUUAGCUCCGAAAUUUCCCCACGAGGCGGGUCCAUGUUCCUCACUCCACUAUCCCCCCUUCCCCCCAGGCAGUUGAGGCUCUGCUGCAUAUUUUUUGCUAGCCUCCCCCGCAGACGUUCUUAGGGGUUCGUCACGCGUUCCUGUUUCACGAAUGUUAGUGGGACAGGAACGCGUGACGAACCCCUAAGAACGUCUGCGUGGGAGGUUAAUUUUUGCCUAACCGGCCAGGAUUGGUCCCUUACCUGCUGAGCUAAAAUUUAGGUAGAACACUGCAGUCCCAGGGAUCAAACCCGUCACUUUCAGCUCUUCCGCCCAGCGGUCGAUCAAAGGGGCUAACCCUACCGAGAUUUAAAUUACAUUUCUUGUUUAAUCUGCCUGUGUUUCGAAAGUAAAUCCCCCGGAGGGCAGUCAAAUAAGUUCGGGUAGAGUUGUGCCGCCAAGCCCUUGAAACCCUGACCCUUGAUUGCUCAUUUUGCUACGCUAGCUGUUUAAGACGAGGCGUUAUAUUAUGACCCUGAUUCGUUACGUUUUGCAUACAGAAUUAAGUGAUUUUUCAAAGUGAAAUCAUGGAAUUAGAUUUUUUGGGAAAACCCGUUGCUUCCACAAAUCGAGACCGCUCAUUUCAAGACUGUAAAUAGGGAAAUUGUAUAACUAUGUUUAAGACUCAAAAACCUGAAAACCAUGCCCUGUUCAGAAGGACAUACCUGCCCUUGGCCAAAUAAAGGAGCACCCCCCUUCGGAAGUAAAACUAGAUUGAACAACCAGGACCAGGAAGUAGAUAUUGUAAGGGAAUUGAUGUGCGGGAAUUUAUGUAUUAAAACGAGCCGUAUCCUCUCUACCGAGUCUAACAGACAGCACAUUGUUAGCUCCAUCGUUACUUUGAUUGGGAUUUCAAUAUUUCUCUGUUGCUCACAGAAGGUAAUCAUCUUCGUUUUGUUCUUAGGCGAUAGGUAGAAGGGCUUUGAUGAACGCUUUACGUGACGGUAACACUCACAAAUCUUUCAAACGUGCCGCUCCGCCAGAGCCGCCAAACAAACCUGUCCCUACCCCGCUAGAACCCCCAAACAGGCCCCUACUGUUCUUCCCUGAAUGGCCAAGAAGGCCUGGUCGACCUCCACCUUCUCGUCGGUCCCAGCACGAGCCGAGAGUGUCUCCAAUGCCUGUGAUGGGCAGUGAAUCUCGAUCACCGUUGCCUCGAAGGCGGAUUGUUAGCACUCCACUAGGUAGCCCUAGCACAGAGAAAUGCUCGUCUGAUAACCCCUCUGAUAAGCCGCCACCCCCUGCUUCUAGAAAGAGGCCGGUUCCACGUCGUAAUAUAUCCGAACCAGAGCAGUUUCGGAAGGGCCGUGACGCCACCGUGACCGUUCAGUUGGUUCUUACACGCUCCAUUAAAGUUGAUGUAGCGGCUUCUACCCAAGACCUGGUUCGUGCCGCGGCCAGUACUUUUAAGCUUUCUGAGGAUUCGUUUGCAUUGUGGUAAGGUGAUUUCUAUUUUUGAUUAAACUUUUUUCCCCCCUUGCCAUUAAGAGGAACUGAAGUGUACAAUUUUAGCAGUUAGUCGUUCUAUCUUGAAAUUAUCAUGCUGUGACUGAAACUCUUAUCUAGCCUAAGAAAACCGCAAAAGGUCUAGCAAACAUACUGAUGACGUGUCACUGCCCAGCUGCCGAUUGGUCGUGCCGCGUGGGAAAUUUUCUGAAACAAUCAGGAGCACUUCCCAGAUCUGGGUAGUGACACGUCAUCAGACGGUAUGGAAUUUCUCCGCUCGUUCCUCAGACGUCAUUUCGCGGGAAACCAGUUGUAGCGUCGCAAAAUGAUGGCUGUUUUCACAAGCUAACUCUUAUCGGGUUUUAAGCCGUAAGGUGGCGGAGCUAUUAAGGGUGUGAAUUGAGUCAGCAAGAAAUUUUAUUUUUCCUAUUCAUUAUUUUAGGUUUAUGAGAAAUGGCCAGCUUUCUGCCCUUCAAGAUAAAGAUCUAAAGGGAAUUCUCAACUCCCCAGCAAACAACAUGGAAACUAUUUACUGCUAUGAAAAUAAGCCUCAGUAAAGAUCGUUUGAUAACUAAUUUUCUUACAGGAAACUACUGAGUAAUUUUUUUUACUUGGUAAUGUAACGCUUCGAACCGCGUUUUUUUGUUUUUUGUGAAUCGUUCUCGGUAAUGACCUGGUUAGAGUGGGAUCUGUUGAAUGCCGAAACUAACAGACCAUUUCCAUGUUUCCCAAGCCUCUUCUAGAGAACUCUAAGUGCGAAGUAUUCACAAAAAAAAAUUAACUGAGUUGUCAUGCAAAUGAAACUCGUUAUUAAAUGAAAGAUUUUUCACUUGGCCUCACUUUGAAAGCGAGAACUUUGGAAACUCGGAAAUGGCCUACUUUAUUAGCCAAUCAGCAUUAAAACAAAAACCAAUUGUGACUUGCUGAUUCGGAUUUCCCUGCCCUUGGUGCUGGCUUGGAAAUCUGUUUGGUUCGUUCAAUUGUCUUUGCGCAUCCUGAUUGGUCGAGGUAAUUCCUUUCAUUGGGCGAUAGUCAAGUGAAUAUUGCUGUCAGUAAUACAGAGCUCGGCUUCGUUGAGUAAAUUACUUUUUAUCUUUAUCUUUCGCUUCAGAAAAAAAAUCAGUUGGUGUUGUUUAGAUUUAAUAAGAGUCAUGGUAAAGGAAAUAAGACAGAGAAAUCAUUGAGGACGUACAUUCUAAUUAUCUUGAAAGCGGAAAUGCCUUUUAGUUCGCGUUGUUUCGAAUUUAGCCAAUUUUGCGUAUCAAAGAAACAUUCCAUGAAGUUUGGAAUAGCAUAUUGUUUUGAAUGUUACCCUUGAUCUUUUUGUAAGGUUCCUGUUAGAGACGUGUCGAAUCUUUGUGAGAAUCUUUAAUAAUCGAGUAAACUAAGUUCUUCCUUCAGUCUUAGCAAAUUUGGUGAUUUCAUAAACUGGGAGAAUAAAAGGCAUUAGAAUCUAUUAGUUUUCUACGAUUUUAGUCCAAAUAGUCAGAAAAUCGUAAAUAACGGGAAGUUCUUCUCACUACUUUUCAUGCAGUUCGAUGUUAUUGUUCUGAAUAUUUAAUGAACAACGUAAGAGUUCAAUAGCUCAGGCGCCGAUCGCUUCUUCAAAACAUUCUUGACUUCAGAGUUAUUCUCUAUUGCGUAUUACUGAGGACUGAAGGACUGAGGCAUGACUAAGGCUACGCGUGUGCAGUUUUUUCUCAGAACCUUCGCGGCCUUUCAUGGCCUAAAAAAACCGAAAGCUCUGAAGUCGAGAAUGCUCGAAGAAGAACUUGAUUUUGUCAGGUUAUUUAUUUGAUGAUACAUAUUGUAUCAUGCCGUUGUAUACGGCUUAUGAGUGUCUAAGGUCAUUGCCCAUUUGCGUCCACACGGAGAUUUAAUUUUGUAUAAGUGCAAGGCCUGUUUUGAAGGUCUCUUAUUUUUGUAAGCGAAUUAAUUAAUACAACUAUUUUACAGUAAAACAGUAUAAAUUGAGAUAUCUCAAACGGUUUUAUACGUACAAGAAAAUAAAUAAGAUUAUCAUAAAGUUGCAGUAGUCUUUAUUAAUGAUGCCAAAAAUCAUAGCCGAAAAGCGCGAUUCAAAAACGUAACCAACGCGCGUAUAAGUAGGUUCGGCCACCUUAAGGACCUGUUUACAGGAAGGUCGGGCUCCCGAGGUAGGUGAGGUAACCCGCUUAGGUGGGGUAACCCGCCUGUACAUAUAAUCUCUCAUUUUAAUUUGAACACGUUUACAUGAUAGGUGGGGUGGCCCCCCCACAUGUUACCUCACCUAUCUGGGGUCCCCCACUUCCAUGUAAACAGGCCCUUCGAGUCUUCCCUCUAACUAAAGCAACGUUUGGUGAAUUGAUAAUUCAGUGCCUAUUUCAUACCGCGUGGAAACCUGGCACUACCGGAUUUUCCAGGACUUUUUAAAUUCCGGAUUCAAAAUGGCUUCCAAAACAGAGGGUAAAGCAAAGGUCAUUGCGUGCCGUUGAAACGAUAUUAAGGGCCAGAUUACUCCAGAAAUUUAUUAUUCUACAGCAAAGAACAGUAGUUUUACUGCUAUGAGGAACUUUGAUUAAAAACCUUGAGAAAAGAAAGAUUUAAUCGGAGGCUUUCGCUACUUGAAGUUUUGGAAGGAUUCCCGAAUUGUUCGACAAAAAAUUUGAACAAAGAACCGUCGCGUUUUUUAAGGCGCUGGAUCCGACCGAAUAUUGGGGGAUGAUAAGGGAGUGGGUGUACCUGUUUUUACGAACCGUAAAAUAAAGACUACUAAAAAGGGAACAUGCCAGAGUAACCCUGAGUGAAAGGGCAACGUCGCAUUAGGUCGGCAAGGCUUAUAUUACAUUAGGUUUUCUCUCCGUCGCUGCGUACGGUCUCAGUGAAAAAUCCUAAAGAUCUGACCAGAGACAAUUCUCACUGAACAUAGAUAAAAGCAAGUAUACUUCAGUCUUAAAAGAGAGGCAUUUCUCUUCCGGUAACACUGCAGUUCCUGUCAGACCAGACCUCAUGCAUUGAGCAAUGUUAAAAAACACAAGUAAUUUUUCUUGGCGGGAUAAAUUGUAUAUAGUAUAUAGUGUCUUUUUGAGGCCCCUGCUUGUGAUUCUGUACCUUCCAGUUACAUUGCAAUUCUAGUAAUUUAGACACUACUCAAGACAUCUAAAAAUUCAUUGAUCUGAAAAUGUCAAAUUGCAAUGUCUUACAAGAGCUCACUUGUUGAGCUGCCUCUUUUUGGAACUUAUUGGGUCUACGAGCAUGUUUACAAUUUGGGCAAUCACCUUGUAAUCCAAUCAAGAAUAGUCAAGAAUGUCACGUGACAGAGACAGAGCACCAUACUCAUAGAUUAUGGUCCCGGGGGGGGGGGGUACUCCCUAAUAUGGGCUAUAUAGGUAUGUGCGGCCCCAAAGGGUAGGGUUUUUCAGCCGUUUUGGUCAUAAAUUGGGUAUCGAUUUUGGCUAUUUUGCCGCCAUUUUGGUCAUAAAUAGGGAAACAAUUUUUGCACUGUAGUCUUGAAUGCACUUUUUUAGAAGAAGCUAUUUCCUUAUCAUGUCUCCCUAACCUAAUAAAAGCAAAUAAACAUUGCCUUUAACAUUGGUCUGAACUAGGGAAAUAAUUAUAAGGCAGGUCUGAAACAGGGUAUUGAUUGAAGGGUCAGGUCAUAAAUAGGGUAUCAAAUUUUUGGUUAGGUCAUAAAUAGGGUAGGGAAAAUCGCAGAUUUUGGUCAUAAAUAGGGUAAGGGUUUUGGGAAGCGGGCCGCACACCCCUACCCAAUUUUUCUGCCAGUACCCCCCCGGGAUUAUGGUCAACCUCUUUUCGUUUGGUUGUCACGUGAUUGACCGACCUCAGUUGGCUAGCAUGCACUGAGUUUAGACUAGUCCCUUAUUAUCCUGCAUGUGAUUUAAGAACACUAGGUUUAACAUACAUAACGCCACAAAGUUCACUACAUUCAGUACCUUACACGGACAUUAGGGAGUUUAAGGUACGGAGACCACGGACUACGAACUACGGCUGGACGAGCGUUGUCCUUUGUUUGUAGCACUGGGUUGAGUCAUGCAAAUAUAGAACGUUAAGAUUGCGUUACAGACAGUAGACUACGAGAGAAGAGACGGAGAGGGAAACAACAGGCAAAGAUUUUCUUGUUUUCAUCACAGUUCACAAAAAUGCAAGUCAGUUUUGCAUGUGAUCUUAUCUUUAGAACAAUGAACAAAUUCUUCCAUAAUUGAAGGAAGCAAUUACGUCGGGUGAAAUUGGUAAACAAAGUUUUGGUUAUACCGGUGAGGUUUUAUUUUUUUCGCCCAUGAAUACUUAUGUCAAAUAUUAACCCAUUCGCUCCUGGAGAUUCUGCCGAAAAACGCGUUUUGAAGCUAGUCGAGUGGUUUUCUGGUCACUGUCGUGCUAUAAAGAGCUAAAACCUACCACAAACCGGUUUACAGGCCGUACACUUCAUGGCCUUCUGAUCCAGAAGUAAAAUAUCAGCUUGCGAAGUUCGGGCAUGCGCAGAAAGCAAGCUUUUGGGUUUAAAAGUGACACAGCAGUCUUGACUUUUACUUUGCGCUUUCUCUCCUCCCCUCUUUUUUCGCUUUUCUUGCCUCAUUAUUUUUUUCUCUUGCUGGGCAUUUAGUAGGCUUCAUUUUGGUGGGAAUAGUUUUUAGGAAAGCUUUUAGGAUCUUAGGGUUAGGUGAAAGGAAAGGUAGGUGGGCAAUGGAACAAGAUUUUCAUGGAGAUUUUCAGGUCAAUGUUACAUUGUUUUUUGCCUCUUUCUCCGGUGUCCUUGACUGAAUUGUACUCAUUCUGGUAUGGUUUGAAAGGUCUCUUCACUCUGCACAAGUUAGGGGACAAAGUUGUCCUUGACCGUCAAAACUGAUGACGUCACAAAGGGUAGAAAGGACGUGGAUCCGCACGGGCGGUUACGGGCGGUUCAGGGGCGAAUGAGUUAAACCAAGAGACUAUAAAGGGGGCAGAGAGGGCAUCCCCCAUAUACACCCUAUUCCAUAGGUAAUUCGUCUCGAGUUAUUUUUAACACCACAGAUCUCAAGGGGGAUUAGACAACAGCCAAUCACAUAGCGCGAAUGUGUUCCGCGUGGAUGACCCACGCUGAGAGCCACGCGUCCUUCACGAAAUGACGCAGAACAAAAUGGGGGAAGACGCGGAGAGCCAUUUUGCUAUUCCUUUUGUCGACGAAAACGACUACAGAGAGAUUUCUGCGAAAGCUGUGUCAGCGAAACCGAAAUUAAAAAAGAAUCGCCCUUCCUCUCUUGUAUAGAGCUAACAGUAGAGCAGGGAAUUCCUUAACACACUGAAUACUCUCUCAGGAUCAUUUAUAAUUUACAGUUUGAAGAGAGCAAUUUCUGGUUUGAUGUUUAUUUUUUUCAGUCUUUAUAGCGAUUAUUCCUACCCACUUACUUUGUCAAUUGUAGGCGAACCCUCCUAAAGCUGAAUUUCAAGGGACCAUAUUCAAGCUCAGAAAGAGAAAUAAAAUUUCGUCGUUGCUUAUUUAUGUCCUCCAUAAAACGCGAAAUUAGGCAUUUUCACGUCGUAGUCGUGCAAAAACGGGAAAGAAAUGAACAAAAAAAGUGUGUUGCACAUGCGAAGUUGUUGUUUUGCUAAUUAAACCUAUUGUUUUUUUGACGCUCUAGUUGUCGUCCGCGUCGUUGGAUCUUAAACUCCCUAAAUUGUACAAACGACCGGUUUCAAUAGACCGGCGAAAUUUCUCAUUUUAUUAAAGCAUUGAGGUUACGACAACUUCGAGUUAAACUGAUUUCACGGGUUGUCAAAGAGUCCAGCGAUUCCUUUUUCCCAGGUGAGCGCCGACUCAUUUCGCUUCAAUAUUCAGGAAUGCUCUCGAUCUUUUUACGCUUUCAUUGCCCCUCGCCCGACAUGUUUUGCACGGCGUUUGGUCAUGCGAAACCUCCACGAAACAUCCACGCCUCGCGCGAGGUAACUUUAUCCCGAUUCUAAAAAUAACUCGAGACGAAUUACCUAUGGAAUAGGGUGUAUAUGGGGGAUGCCCCCCCUUUCCCCUUUAUAGUCUCUUGGUUAAACUCCCUAUUUCUCUUUUCCGCGACGGGAAUAAUCCAGGUAACCCCUUCUGUACUGCCCUUUUAAGUUUUGCUCCGGCAUACUUAGGUUACGAUCGGUACGUACAUAUUCUGUGUUCUUGCCUGUAAUGAUCCUCUACUUUACAGAAGCUGGUAGAAUUUAACAGAGGACAAUUUAUAAUCAUCUUUGGUUCGAGCGACCUGUUCAUAGAACAAUUGCUUGCACUUGCGGCUGAGUGUCGGAUUCUUAAGUUUAGCUUCAGGUCAUGACAAAAAUACUGCAUCCUUUCCUUACUAAGUUUAGGCAGAUUCUCCGAAGGAAAAUUGAUCAAUAUUUCGUCGAAAAAGAAUGCUUUCGUUCGAGUUUUUACUCUGACUAUCCUCUAACUAUCUGCCAUUUUGAAACUGGACUUUUUAAGGUGGGUCGACUGGAUUUUUUUGAGGGGAUACCUCCCAAGUUUGAGCAUUAACUACGUCGCCAUGAGUAAGGAUAUGGGAAAAAGAUGACCACAACUGUAUUAUAGAAAGAUGAAAAUUUCUUAUGAUCUGGGUUUUAUUGCAAUCGAAGUCGCCAUGGCAACGUAACAACGCCAUUACGUUUUUUAUUUAUCUUUGUGUUUCUCUGUACCGGGAGUUUUUUUAAAAAGUCGCUUAAGGGAGUUUGUACUUGAACAAAUUCUAUGAGAGUGUUCUCGAGAUAUUUUGAAACGAAGUUUUAAGCAUCAUAAAAACAGUGAAAUAACAUGCUAUCCACACAAUUAGCUAAAUUUUUAAGAAAAUGAUAAGCUUUGGAAACGCGCCUUCAUCUCAUAGUGGUUUGAUUCCAUUGAAAACUGCGAACGAAAAAAGAGGAGAAUUGCUCCGGGCGAUCUCGAGUAAGAAGAAUUUUAGUAACUGGUAUUACAGUUUUUGCACAUAAUUUGGUCCAUGCCUACAAAUUUCGCAUUUUUCAAAAAAACCGCUCGAUAAAUUUUGUUAUAAAUUUUGCAAUCCCGAGAUCAAUCGUCUAUAAAUAUACCCUGCAAGUUUUAAGAACAUUGAAAACAGACAAGGCUGUUAAAUAGGGCCUGAAAUAUAACCAAUUUCCCCCCAUAUUUUGUGUUUACAAGUGAGCGUCCUCAUUAUUCACUGGCAUUGUUUCCAAGUUUUAUAUGCACGUGCCCAUUUAGCAAAAAGAUAGAAUUUGCAUCAUAAAAGAAUACUCGGUUAAAUCUCCCGAAUAUGCUAAUAACCUGGUAAAGAAAUUGGUGAUAUAUUAUAACAUCACAGCAAUUCUUUGUAUGAGUUUCUGUGACGUUAUAACCCGAGUAAGAUAAUUAUUAAAGUAUUGCAUCCUGCACGAUGAGCCGUGACGUUCACCGUCUCGGCUCUCACUGCUAUCUGUGACACAAGCCAAUUAUUAGCAUUUUCCGGAUAUUUCUUCCGAAAGUAAUCGAGAGUUCUUUUGAUGCAAAUUUAUUUCUUUUUGUUAAAUGUGCACGUGCAUAUGAAACUUGGAAACGAUACCAGUGAAUAAUGAGGACGCUCACUUGUAAAUACAAAACCUGGGGGAAAAAUUGGUUAUAUUUGAGGCCCUAUUUAAAAGCGAGAAUUUUACGGCAGAGCCUCUCUGUUCGUUGCGCCGUACUGACGAGCCCCCCAAAAAGACGAAACAGCUGUCUACGGCUACGAUCCCGCUCUGUUUUUGGUUCUUUCGUUGUCGUGUUGAUGUCUUGCAAAGUUAAUUUUCACGUAGCACGAUCAGCUUUGCAGAAUUCAGUGUGUCCCUUGACUGUAAGUUCGCACUAUACAGGAUAGGUCUUUGUGAUUCCACGAAAACCUAUCUGUUAUAGUGUGAACAGCAACGGCCCAGGCCGGCACAAGUCCUUUACACAGUCCAACAUCGUGCCUGCUUGGUUGGACGAGAGGGUUUGGUGCACUAAAUUCCUUUUCUUACUCCUGAAAAUUUACUUCCGUCUCAGUGGGUUCCAUUACUCGCACAUACUUAUUAUUUCCGCGGUGGUCCGAACAGGCGUUUACAUUGCACCAAAGUAUGACACAAAACCUAUCCGCUAUGUGACGCUCCACCUUCGAGCCAUAACCGUUCUUAUGUGGGAACAGACGCCUUAUGCGGCAUGGUUUUCUUGGGGGCGCAAAAGCUAUGUGGUAUAGUGUGAACCAAGCCUUAGACAGUUAACAGGACAGGAGAAAUCCCAAAAUUCUGUUUUCGCAUCUUUUUGCAGAAUUUUGAACGGUUUUAUCAUUUAAAAUCCGGUACUUGGUGAUAGUUUCAGCAUGACUAGGAUAAGCUUUCAUUUUCUGUGUCUUAAAUAGGCACGAAAAAGGUCCUUUGAUAGACUUUAGGCAAUUAUUCUUGUACUCAAAUAUGCCAUAGUAAACCGUUUGCCACUGCAAUCCAGCGUUAAAGGCCAUGAUAUGUAUCUGGAUGUUUCGCUUUCAAGGCUAGUAGCGUUUCCUAUUAAAUUGAUGAGGGAAUCGAAGAACUUAAUAUUGAAGUUAAGUUCUUGAUGUUGUAAGUGGUUUAAACCAACAAAUCCUGUCAUUAUUUGGCCGGGAGAGUGUAGCGUGCUGAAGUCAUCAUCAGGGUCAAGAAAAACCUGAUGAUGACUCUCGCACAGGAAGGUGACUCUGAUGAUCACUUCUGCAUUGGUGGUCAAAAACCUUACUAUUCAAUGCUGUACUCAUCCGGACGACAUAACAAUUAACGUUAGGGCUCAGUGAUAAUGAUCGCCUUCAGGGGCGGAUCUAGGGGGAGGGUGCAGGGGGUGCGCAGCCCCCCUCCCCCCUGAGAUGACCUGAGGUUUUCUAAUACAACUGGUAUUCUGCAAAGAAAAAAACUAUGUGGUUUAUUGGUGUUGAAGUAGAGCAAGAGACGAGUGCACCCCCUCCUAAAAAAAAUCCCGGAUACGCCCCUGGCCUUUUUCCCGAGAAAAAUACAGUGAAUUGAAAGACCAUGUUUCUAAUACUAAACUAGAAAAAGGCGAUCAUUAUUACAUCCAAACACGGCACAAGGAUCUUUUUUCCCAUUACAAUCUUAUUCUAAGAAAACUUUAAGAAAAAAUUUCCCGAAAAGCGCUCGAAAAUACAAACGAAAUGCGCUCAUGCCCCCUGGGCAUCCUAUAAUACUCCUUAAAUCGAAUUAAUUCAAUAUGGCCGCCGUAUCGGUAAAAAGGUUGACGUGACAGGUUCACGUGACCUGUUUACAAGAUACCAAUGCUGAUUCCGUCAUCAGGGUCGUAAGUACUCUACACAGUCAGCAAUUACUUUUCUUACUGACUCCAUUAGAAGAGACAUGGAUGUAAGGGUGCGUUUUUUCGGGAAAAUCCAAAUACGGAUUUCCGAAUCCAAAUCCGGAUUUCCGAAUCCAAAAACGGAUUUUGGGUGUUUUGGGGCAUAUCCAAAAACGGAUCAUGAAUUCAUAAAAUCCACACUCAGGGUGGAUUCUUCGGAUCAAAUCCAAAUCCGGAUUUUUGAGAUUCACAAUCUGAGCGUUUUUUUGGGAAAGGAUUUGAAAAGUAUUUUUGACAAGCGGUUUUUCGCAAAAAAAAAUGGUCUGAACCUAUGUUGGUGGCGUCUUAUUAAGUUUGAGCCAUAUCAUUCCAUGUUUGUCAUCUAUUCAAAUUAUUGGCAGACUGUUUUUAAACCCUUACUUGUCAUGUCUUUUGUACGUAUGUAGGGUCUGCUUACGCUGGUUCACUUUCCAAGUUAAAAAAAAAAAAAACAAUUCAUCGGCUUCAAUUUUAAAUUCUAAUAAUUUUACUAUCCUAAGGGGUGUAUUCUAUUCGAGAAACGUUUGUGUUUCAAACCAAAAUAUAUACAUUUCGUAUAUUCAUUCCUAGCUUAUGUUGCUUUUUCUUCUUGUCCUUGCCGCGGUGAGUAUCCGUUUUUUUUCCCACGAGGAGCACGAGGACAUGCCGUUGUCAUGGCAAAUGAUCCUUUUUCGGAUCUUCCGUUUUUUUGGUAGUGAAGAAUCCGUAUGAUCUGAGAUCAAAAAUCCGUUUUUGGAUUCUCCCUGACCCACCCUUAGCCUUUGAGUGAACGUGAGAAUGAGGUUGAGACUCCUAACUGGUGGACUUUCGUGAGGCACCCAAACUGUUUUCGUGUGAGGUGUUCUGUCCAGUCCUCUCUCCUGCCGCGGCCAAAUUGAAAAACGAGGAGACCCUGGGGACAAGGUUGGACAUUUUAUGUGGACAUACAUAGAACCAUUGCGCCGGUGUCGGCCUGAUUUCGAUUUUAAUUAAGUAUCAUCUAAGAUCUCCUUUCUCCUGGGCUAGCCCGUUGGGAAGGCCUGAUACUCAGGCUACAGUCUGAUUUGAGCGGUGUUGAUUUUAGGAGUCAGAUUAGCGGAGAUAUUACUGGAAGAACAUCAAAAAUUAGAAACUAACAGCUGAACGUCGAGCUGUAUAGCUACAGCAGGGUAAGGAUUCUUGUCUUCGUCUGUUUUUGUUCCCUUUAGUCUCCUCUUUAACUAAAGACUAUGCAGCAAUAUUGAAUUUAAUAAGCAAUGUUCGCAAGUUUAGCUGAGCUUAAAGUGCAGCUUGAACCUAUAAAGAAGUUCAAGAAAAAUGAUUUCCACCUAAAAUAUUUACUGGGAAGCAUCCCACGUAUGGUGCCUAGUGCGCUUUUGGAUGCUUCCCUCUCCUCCUAGGCUAAUUUUUAAAGUGUAUAUGUUUACACUUUUACUUAAUGAAUUGGAGAAAACCGUAAUUAUAAAAAAUCGAAACUGUAACGUUAACCAGCUUAACCAAGAUGAAAAGCGUUGAUGUUUUUGACGAGAAAAUCAUACGAUCAACCCACUUCCGGCUUUGAACACUGAUUGAACUGGCAUCAAGUCUUACGGCACAGUAAGCUUAUGUAUUUUAAAAUAAUAAACGAACUUUUUGAUUCUUCAGUGGUAAUUAAUGCCUGCCAAGGCAUUUCGAUGAAAUUGUAAGUAGGAAUAAUGCAACAUUACACACUGAUUCUUUACCAACUAACUCAAUUCCUAGCCACAUCCCCAACAACCCCUCCCCCUCCCCCUCCCUGCUUCCCCUGCAUUGAAAUGAUUCACCCACUACAUUUGAUGGCUCAGUAAAAUACUAUAGGAAUUCUGUGAGUUUCAAAAUAUAAAUUGUUGCUUUCAAAAUGAGGUUUAGUGAAAAAAAGGGUUAGUGAAUACUGAAAAAAAUAUUUUUAUAUCAAUGGCUUCGCACUUAGCCUGGCUGUAAAACAGAGACUAAUGGAGCAACUUUGAAAUUAUCUAUCUCAUGUUUGCCCAAUUUUUUGCAAGUUUCAAAAAAAUCUCAGGUUUUUUCGAGGCCUUCUCAACCUCCUCUUUCACUGCUUUACACUCUUCGGCAAAUUUCUGAAUUUUGCUGAAGUUUUCCAAUUUUCUCUAAUUUGCCGUUUUCACAAAAAUCACAGAUUUAGCCGAGGUCUUCCUUACCUCCCCGUUUACUGCUUUUCACUAAUGCAGUGAAUUUUCAUAAUUUUUUGUAAUUUUUGCAACUGCAUGCAAACCUGGACAUAAAAUUAUCUCUGUAUUCUUGUUGUUUAUACCCUCGGCAUUAAAACAAAAACCCAAAAAGUAGGCAAUAAGUUAGGCAAGUUUACCUUUUUUAUUAUUAUUGUGUUUCACUAUUCAUUGGCAAGGCAGUGUCUAUGGAGUCUACCUGGUGAAGUGCUCCUCAAAUCAUUACCACAAAAUGCCAAGGCUGUGCAUGUGAGUCCAACAGGAUCCAGGUUUUGUUUAAAAGGUGGAUACAUAACCACUCUUCCCUGGAUUAACUACAGCACUGACAGCUGAGAGUCACAUUAUUAUUAUCUGACAAGUGGGCAGUAUGAUUAAUAUGUUACUAUAGCAAGGACUUAUAUUCCCCUUCUCUUUAUCGGUCAUGGCUGCUUCAUCUGAUUAGCCUGAGGUCAUGAAAGCAACAAGGAGUCUGGACAAUUCAGAGGUUCAUUCUUUUUUUUUAUUUAUUUUUUUGUUACUAAAAGUUAUACUUUAUCCCUGAAUGUUAUACUUUGCUGUUGACAUGUCAGCUGGCAUUUGUUGACUGACAUGGUUGUCAUGUUUACUAAUAUUAACCAUUAUUUCAAAUGAGGCUUGGUCAACAUGUUGACUUGACAGUUGUCGGCCAAUAUGUUGACAUAUAUAUAAGAAAUUUAUGGUAAUAUGCCGUUUGUUUGGUGAAUAACUUUGAUUUACUUCUAUGAUCACGUAUGUAUAUACCUAAUUGAAGUUUGCGUCAUUGUACUAAAAAAAACGAAAGUGACAAAUAUAUGCCAAAAUAUAUCCACUUCAUAACUUGUUUCAUGCCUGAUAGAACUUUAGAUUAUGAAGGAAUUUCUCAUAUUUUGAAACUCUAAAACAAAACUCUUCCUCUAAAAUAUACUGAUUGUAAGCUGUUAAUUUAUCAAAGCGCAUGUCACUGUUUUAAGAAUAAUACUGAAAUCUGGAAGAAAUAACAUUGAUAUCCCUAAUUUAUUCCUAUUUAAAUCAAAUUUUCUAGACGUUGGGUGGGGGAGUGAAAAAAAAAUUGGCUAUUCUACCCCUACAUUGUAUCAACUUACGUAUAUAGUCGAUGAAAACAAAUUUUUGUAUAAAUAAUUGCUAUUACUUUGUUUUCUUUCAUUUUUCUUAGUUAUUAUUUUUAUUAUUAAUUAUUUUCUUAUUAGUUUUAAUUACAUGACCAGGGAUCAAUGUGAAGAAUUAGAUUAAACAAUUAUCAUAAUUUUUUAUUGUAAAAGACUCAAGCAAAUUAAGCGGAGCAUGGUUCUUGAACAGAAGUACCAACAGUUUACAUUUAUGUUCUUACUGUUAUUUAUUGUCAUAUUUGUUCUUUGUAGGCUUGCUAUGGUGACACCAGUGUUCCAGUGUUACAUGUUACUCUUCUUGGUGGUGAGUGGGGUUCAUCUGCUGGUGGGUUAUCCACCAUAAACAGAGAGCUUGCUAUUCACCUUUCAAAUCAUUCAGCGGUGAAGAUUUCUUUACUAGUCCCAGAGGGAGCUUGCAACACUGAAGAGAUAAAAGAAGCAGAUGGCUAUGGAAUCACUAUUGUUGAGGCGAAAGAACGUGCAGCAUAUGAUCGUCUUGAUUGGUUGAGCAUCCCACCCCAGGACCACUUCAUGGACAUCGUUGUUGGCCAUGGUGUUAAACUUGGCCGGCAAGUGCAAUUCAUUAGAGACUCUGCUCAAUUUCCAAAUUGCAAGUGGGUACAAGUGGUUCAUACUGCUCCAGAGGACCUGAGCAGUUUCAAAUCCUACAGUGACCCCAUUUCAAAAGGUGAAACAAAACAUGAAUCAGAAGUUGGGCUUUGCAAACUUGCUGAUCUUAUUGUGCCUGUUGGACCCAGACUAAAAGAAGCAUACUCUUCAUAUUUACAGAGAUGUAAGACAGAUCAAGAAGUUUUGUCCAUUACUCCAGGCCUUUUUCAAAGGGAAUUUGGGGAUUUAGUGGCAAAACAAAACCCUAAUGAAGAUGGUGAAUUUAAAGUGUUGUUAUUUGGUCGCGGGGAUGAUGAGGACUUUGAACUCAAAGGAUACAAAAUUGCUGCUCAAGCGUUUACUGAUCAACGGCUGAAAAACAAAUCAUAUCGUCUAAUCUUUGUUGGAGCACCUGAAGGAAAGCAAGAAGAAGUUAGAAAAAAACUUCUUCAGAGUGGUAUUCUGGAAGCGCAGUUGACUGUUAGAAAAUUUGUACAAAGUAGAGAGAGACUGAAAGAUUUGCUGUGCGAAGCUGACAUUGCCAUAAUGCCAUCAAAAUCAGAGGGAUUUGGUCUUGUCGCACUUGAGGCCUUGUCUGCGGGACUACCCAUUCUUGUAGGCAGUAGGUCAGGAUUGGCCAAAGCGUUAGAGAAUGUUCCUAAUGGUGGUACAUGCAUCAUGAAUUCAGAUGAUCCUGCAGAAUGGGCAAAAGCAAUAGAAGCUGUUUGUAUCAGGCAUGGAAUGAGGCUUCAAGAGAUAAAAUUACUGAGAGCAUCUUAUGGGGAGACAUACAGUUGGAAGGAGCAAUGUGAUGCCCUUGUGAACAGAAUGCAGAGAAUGGGUCAUGGUAAGAGUUAUUUUUGUUAA
Messenger RNA from Porites lobata, 21474 nucleotides. The record is from the annotation of a GenBank genome assembly. Lineage: Eukaryota; Metazoa; Cnidaria; Anthozoa; Scleractinia; Poritidae.